CGGCCAGAUGCCUGCCCACUGUCAACGUCAUCCAGGCAGGCAGAAGCGAUCCUUUGCCCGGGAGCUGUCAACCCUAAACCCGGCACCACCCAUGCCCCCCCCAGACAUCAUUGCAACAUGGCCUGGGAUGAGGCCGGGCAGCUGCUCUCGCACAAAAUGAACCAAUUCGCUGCGAUUCGCAGCCAACGAGGCAUCCGAGUCCUCAUCGCCGCGGUGGCCGCCAUCUUCGUCUUGUCCAUCUUUCUGCUGCUGCCAUCAGCAUCGACCACCAAGGUCCUCGGAUUCGGUCAGGGCCACCAGACAGCCACCCAAUCCUCCGCCGGCAUCACCGCCGGCAUCACCAUCGACACCACCCUCAUCACCGAUCUCGCCCAAUACUUCGCCGACUAUCCCAUCCAGAAACCCUUCAAAGAAAAAUACGGCGAACUGGGCCGUCGCAACCGGGUUCUCCGCGACUGGCUCACCCAAGCCGAAGCCUCCUCCAACCCCACCACCAAAUCCCUCCUCCUCAACGCCGUCGAAGAAGUCGCCAUUUCCCAAUACCCAUUCCUCCAAAACCCCCAACAGCCCAAAUCCCCUCACCCCGUGCAAGAUCUCCGCGCCUCCUUCACCCCCAACUCCGCCGGCAUCGUCAUCCCCACCAGUGACAAAACCCUCCGCUACGCCGCCCACCUCAUCGGCUCCCUCCGCUCCGUCCUCAACUCCACCCUCCCCAUCCAAGUCAUCUACGCCGGCGAUGACGAUCUCUCCCCUCCCAACCGAAACCACGUCUCCACCCUCGCCGCCGCCGGGCCCGCCAUCACCUUCCUCGACAUCCUCACCCUCUUCGACGACACCACCCUGAAACUCCAAACCGGCGGCUGGGCCAUCAAAGCCUUUGCCGCUCUCGGCUCUCCCUUCGAAAAAGUCAUUCUCGCCGACGCUGACGCCGUCUUCCUUCAACCCCCCGAGGUCCUCCUCCACCAGGAAGCCUUCCUCCACAAAGGCGCUCUCCUCUUCCACGAUCGACUCCUCUGGAAACAUGCCUUCGAGGGCCGUCAUGACUGGUGGCGCGAUCAGAUCCGUCGACCCAGCGACGAGAUGAAUGCCUCGUUGGUCUGGACGGAAGAUUACGCGGAGGAAGCGGACUCGGGUCUCGUGGUGCUGGAUAAAAGUCGCCCCGAUACUUUGAUGGGUUUGUUGCAUAUCUGCUGGCAGAAUUCGUACGAGGUGCGGGAGGAAACGACGUAUAAGAUUACGUAUGGCGAUAAGGAGAGUUGGUGGUUGGGGUUGGAGUUGGCGGGCGCGCAGUAUGAGUUUUCGAAACAUUAUGGGGGGAUUGUGGGGUGGGAGAAUGUGGAUGAGCAGGGACGGCGCGGCGUGUGUAGUUUUGUGAUUGCGCAUGUGGAUGCCAAGAAUCGGUUGCUCUGGUAUAAUGGGAGCUUGUUGAAGAAUAAGGGGCAGGGGGGCAUGGAGAAUGUGUAUCAGGUGCCGGAGAAGUGGAUGAUUGAUGCCGAGUGGGUCAAGGGGGCCAGGAAACAGGAUCAUAGUUGUAUGGUGAAUGGGGAGGUGCGGAGUUUGACGGAGGAGGAGAUGGGGGUUUUGGAUCGGUCCAUUGGCCUGGCGAAGAUGGUGGAUGCGAUGGUGCAGUCUGCCUGACACAUCGCAGUGGUAUAUUCAGCCAACACUGAAGGCAGUGUCCAGCGGCUUGAAGUACUGCCUGUGCUCUAACAUGGGAAUCUGCAGUACAUCCCUCAGUGCAGUGUGGCUGUUCAUGAUUGACCAAGAGUUGGACGUGCACUACAUGAAAUGCUUAUUGUACAUAAUGUUCCAUUUCAUCGAUAUAAUUAAUUACAAGUGAUUUCACACGUGGC
Messenger RNA from Aspergillus ibericus CBS 121593, 1853 nucleotides. RefSeq names its product putative alpha-1,3-mannosyltransferase. Gene Ontology annotation, molecular function: alpha-1,3-mannosyltransferase activity. Lineage: Eukaryota; Fungi; Ascomycota; Eurotiomycetes; Eurotiales; Aspergillaceae. The coding region runs from base 118 to 1638 and encodes 506 amino acids. The transcript has a single exon. The record is from RefSeq and is a predicted model, not a curated record. Gene Ontology annotation, cellular component: Golgi apparatus. Gene Ontology annotation, biological process: protein O-linked glycosylation.